AUGGUGUUGACCGGAACAAAAUUCUUGGAGUUCAAAAAAUUGGAGGGCAGGUCCCAAGACGGCAUCGCGCCGACCAACCCGAUCGGCCCGCCCCUCUCGCGCAUCGCAGCAAACGGUCCCUCCCUUGCGGCGACAACUCCGCGACUCUGUUUGAUGGGGAUGCAGUCUCUCUUCAGCGUCCACAACAACGUGUCGCUCAUCAGUAUUAACAUUGCGCCGAGUGCCUGGGUCGCUUCCCUGGUGCUCUCCCUAGUCUUCCUCUUCCUGUAUCUGCUCUAUCAGCCCCUGCCCUCUUUCCGCUGGACAAGAUUAUUGUUCAAGCGCCGUAGGCAACAACCACAGCAACAACAAUACCGAAGGGCCGCACCGCCCAUUAUCGAGGAGGAGGACGACGACACUUAUUUCGAGGAGGAACCACCCCGACGACGACAUAUCGAGCACACCCCAUUGCCACCACUUCUCACCGACUAUCCCUAUCCCUUUGACCGCAGCGUCGACAGCGACAGCACCAAGGAGAACGAAAGGAGGGAAAAGUCGAGCCGCAAACAACAACAACUGCGGGCUAGCGACAAACGCGGCGAUAGCAGGAGUGGCAAACGAACCGCGACCAAGGAAAGCGGAGGAGGAGGACGGGGAUCCGGCAGCAAACCCCUCGGCCCUCUCGACCAGCUCGACGCGUCUCUGGACGACUUCGCGCCCUCGAUUGGCAACCAGAGCCGGCUGCCGUUCGGCUACCCGUCGACCCACUCGGGGUUCCGGAGCGACGACCAGAGCGAGAUGGGCGACUCGGAUUCGGAGGCUUCCGCCGGUGGCUACAGUCCGCCCGCCUGGAGACGCCUCGAAAACGGCAACCGCAGCAGCGGCUUCUGGCGGAAAGGUGACGACCUCGCCUUGCUGUACGACGGGAUCGACGGCGGCGCUUUUGACGGGCUGCGCUCGAGAGAGAGCAGCCCCGAGUAUGAGAGUGCCGAUGAGGGGGACGCGGUCCUCGCGCAGGCCAUCAGGACGAGGUUACCCACGGGGAGCUUGUCGCCGGAGAAGGAGAGGAGCCCGGAGCCCGAAUUCUAUCCGGCGCAGCAACAUUUUAUUGACGACGUGGUUGGUAUUAAGCAGGAAGACGAUGGGGCGCUAACGUUGGGUGAGCUGAAAGACCGGAGGCUUGCGCCAAAAGACGUGUCAGACAAUUGUAGGUCGGACCUUUGUACCCCAUCUCUCUGUUUCACCAAGACUUAUACCGUACCAGUUAUUCGAUUUGCCGUCAGGGCAGAAGUGCAGCAGCGAACCGAGCCCAUCGAGUCGGCCAUCAACUUCGUCCGCAAGAGGUUCCAUACCAUGACCAGAUCAUGGGCUUCAAUCUUCUUCUCUUUUAUCAUUGCCACAUUUUCCUACGCAGCCCUGCGGUGGAUUUCACAGCCAGCCGCAAUGCGGCCCGUCCCCGACCUGGUCAAGGUUGCCGGCGUCGCCCGUUCCCUUGAACCGCUGAUUUACUACUCCGAAAAUGGGAUCCAGCAGGUCGGCGAUCUCCAAGCAACAGGCGUCGCAGUCUGGGACCUUGGGGAGAGCGUCCGAAGUAGUAACCUGACCUCGGCUCCCAUCAUUGUCAAGGAGCUCGACGAGCUCAGCGACAGCCUCAAGACGCUUGCUAUCGAACUCACAAAGUUCUUUGCCAAUGUCGACGGCGAUAUCGACGGCAUCCUGAUUGUAAUGGACUGGGCCCGCCGCGAGCUCUCACAGGUCCAACACCUACCCACCCUCCCGCUCUCCUCGGCCUUCGACAACAUCCACAAUCUCCUUUCCAACGCCGGCAUCCUCGAAAACCCGCUCACUGGCCAGCCCACCCGGCUUGGCGCGCUCGCCACCUCCCUCUUCGGCCACUCCACCCCUCAGCGCACCAAACAAACCCUCCAACGCACCUUCAACGAGUUCCUCACCGUCCUCGAAGACGCCGUCGCCUCCGAACUGCAGCACUCCCUCGCGCUCUUCGCCCUCUUCGAAGCCAUCGACCACCAAUUCCUCAACCUGGCCCGCACCGUCAUCCGCGAGGCCUCGCUCCAAGACGAAGCCCACACCGAUCUCCUCUCCUCCCUCUGGACGCGCAUCCUCGGCCCCAACGCCUCGGCGGUCGCCAAGUACGAGCGCAACCGGCAGCUGCUCCAGAACGUGCGCGAGAAGACGGUGCGCAACAAGGGCGUGCUCGUCGAGCACAACCACCGCCUGCUCGCCCUCAAGGCCAAGCUCGAGAACCUGCGCCGCAAGCUCGUCUCCCCGCUCGUCCGCUCCGUCAACAGCAGCACCCUCACCCUCGCCGACCAGAUCCGGGGGUUGGAGGAUGCGGGGUCCCAUCUGGAGGAUGUAAGGGUCCAGCAGAAGAGUAAGCUGUUUCAGACCCUGUAUGGGAGUGGUGCCGCGAGGUUGCCUGCGGUGGAUGCGGGUGGUGCUGGUGCUGGUGCUGGUGCUGGUGCUGGUGCUGCUGCUGCUGGGGGUGGGGGUGGAGCGGGGAGGCGGUUUAUUGGGAAGGCUGGGAGGUGA
Molecule: messenger RNA, 2529 nt
Organism: Chaetomium globosum CBS 148.51
Lineage: Eukaryota; Fungi; Ascomycota; Sordariomycetes; Sordariales; Chaetomiaceae
Exons: 4
Coding region: 1-2529 (842 amino acids)
Source: RefSeq, a predicted model, not a curated record